Messenger RNA from Odontomachus brunneus, 4613 nucleotides. It is a transcript of the gene Rho1, whose product is annotated as ras-like GTP-binding protein Rho1. Gene Ontology annotation, molecular function: GTPase activity; GTP binding. The coding region runs from base 783 to 1424 and encodes 213 amino acids. NCBI's taxonomy places the organism in Eukaryota, Metazoa, Arthropoda, Insecta, Hymenoptera, Formicidae. The transcript has 6 exons. Gene Ontology annotation, biological process: cell migration; small GTPase-mediated signal transduction. The record is from RefSeq and is a predicted model, not a curated record.
UUAACUUACUGCCGGCCAGAGUGAUACGAGGGUGCGUGGUGCGCCGUGCGUGCGGGCGUCGCGAGCGUGAUCGAGCGCGUUAGAGAUCCCGUCGGGACAUCGGGCCGGGUGUCCGGUACUAAAAGAGGGAAAAAGGAGCCUCCUCCUCCGUCAGCCGAGUGAGAGUGAGGGAGAGAGAGGGAGAAAGAGAGAGAGAGAGAGAGAGAAAGAGACGAGGCAGAUAGGUAGAUAGAAGAGGAGAGAGAGAAAGAGAGAGAGACAGCGAGAAAGAGAGUCGCGCGAGGAGGCCCCGAAGGAGUGCCAUGCGUCGCGAAUCUCGUCGUUCGCUCGGCAUCAUCGCAGCACGCCGAGGUGUGUUCUAAGCUCGGUUGUCUUGCACUCGUGUCGUUCGUGCGCGCGUUCGUGCCUACGUUUAUGUCCACGUCGUCGCCUUCGACCUGUUCGUCGCCGCUGUCGUCGUCGUCGUCGUCGUCGUCACCAACGUCACUGUCGCGAAGCUGAACGAUCCGCACGACGGAUUUCUUGGAAUGCUCUCGGGCUCUACCUGACACUGCGUGGCCGUUUAGUGCAAAGGAGGUAAACGCAGAAGCUAUUCUACAAGAAGAUAAUCUUCAAUACAGUCGCCGGGAGAGUUACGACGGUUUAAGACACGAAGAUGCGAAAUACCAUUGGUUGCGAUCAUUUCUGAGAAAGAAAGGGACAGUCUACGCGGAUAAUAAAAUAGGAAAUUAGAAGAAAGGAGAGGAAGGAGAAGGAGAGACGCUGAAAGAAAGACUAAAAUCAUGGGAUGCAAUGCGGGCCGAUGCCUCGGUCCAGACGAUACGGGGUACCCUGGAUCAGGAUUCAUGGCAGCCAUUAGGAAGAAGUUGGUUAUUGUGGGUGACGGUGCUUGCGGUAAAACAUGUCUACUCAUAGUGUUCAGCAAAGACCAGUUCCCUGAAGUGUACGUACCGACAGUAUUCGAGAAUUAUGUCGCGGACAUCGAGGUGGAUGGCAAACAAGUGGAGCUGGCUCUUUGGGACACAGCUGGACAAGAAGAUUACGAUAGGCUGCGCCCGUUGUCGUAUCCAGACACGGAUGUCAUCCUAAUGUGCUUCUCCAUCGAUAGUCCCGAUUCCUUGGAGAACAUUCCCGAGAAGUGGACACCAGAGGUGAAGCACUUCUGCCCGAACGUGCCGAUCAUCCUUGUGGGAAACAAGAAAGACCUGCGCAAUGAUCCCACUACCAUCAAGGAGCUCAGCAAAAUGAAGCAGGAGCCGGUCAAGCCGGAGGAGGGAAGGGCCAUGGCUGAGAAAAUCAACGCUUUCGCCUACCUUGAGUGUUCUGCCAAGAGCAAGGAAGGUGUGAGGGAAGUCUUCGAAACGGCAACCCGAGCUGCAUUACAAGUAAAGAAGAAGAAGAAGGGCAGAUGUAGGCUUCUUUAAAGCGUAACGCCAAGUGAGCCCGAUAAUAUGGGCGAAAUUUAUGGAAUUGCGGAACUAGCUGCAGCGAAGCUAGUCGUAAUGCCGGAGACACCCUGUGGAAACCAUGAUACACAUAUAUGUACACAUACACGUACACAUACACACAUCUUUAAUUAUUUUACAUAAUAAAACAAGUUUGCAACAACAAAAAGGAAAAAAAGAGAAGGUGCAACCACGUUACACACAUAAUACACAUACAACACACGACACAUACACACACUCACGCAUACAAAACACACAAAUGUAAGCAGUCGUCGACGACACAGAAGGACUUUCAGAAGCGCUGAAGUAAAUUCAAUACAAGUAUACCUUAUUAUUAUAUACGAAAACCUGUAAUGUAUAUUGUAAUGACCACCUUGAUUGUGUAUUUUUUAACAGUAAUGAAUUGUGCUUCGAGUUUAAACGACUGUCAAGAACCUGUCAUUUUAUCUUAUGUACUUGGCGUUGCGACGCCACCACGUCGCUCGACUUAAACGGAAACAAAUGAUUGUCAUACCAACAACUAUCUACAUCUACGGUACACAAUUAUCUUUAUCAUGGUAGUGAUUAUUAUUAGUAUAUCUCAUUAUUAUUAUUUUUUAUUAAUAUUAUAAUUAUUAUAUGCAUUCUACAAGUCUCUUUGUUUUCUUUUCUUUUUAACGUAGCGGUUCUUUAUUUUGGUAAAUAAACAAAGUAAAACAAAAAAGAAAAAUCCCGAGCGAGUUGAGAGAGGGAAUACGUAGAGAAAGAAACGGUGAAUGCAAGAAGCGCAGAGCGUGCAAGAGUCAAAGUGAGCAAUACGGAGAAGUUACAAAAAAAAAGGAAGGAUGUCGCGAAAGUAUCUCGAGCCUUGCAUCGCUAAUUUCACUAAAAAAAAAAGUCGUCGCCGUUAUUGCCUCUCGAGAGAGCGAGAAAAUGUGGCAUUUGUUACAUUAUAAACGUGAAUGGAUUAAACUAACAGACCGCCCUGAUGUUUAAGAUACCACAAUUAGAGACUAAAUGUAUUAUUAUAUUUUAUUAUUAUUACUAUAUCUUAGAGUUAUAUUGUGUAUUGCGAUGACACUAACAUAACGGAUUGUAACAGCGGCUGCAUUAUAUUCGUGUAUUUCGCGGAACGCGUUCCUCAUGUCUAACCGAGCCGACGUGGGGUUUGCGCUUUUUUAUACACGCAUACAUCAUCGAUAUCUUGAGAGCAUGUGUAGUUACUCUGUUGAAAAGUCGAAGAUUAUCGUUCGUGCGUCGUGAUAUCGUCGCAACCACGUCGACGAGUUUUUACGUGUGUAUGUCACAAUUGUCCAGCAUUCGGAGAAGUCGCUUCGCGAAAAUUUCUCACACCGACUUUGUAGCGACCGUAUCGUUUUGUCUCGCCAUUCUUCUCGUCCGCUUCGCUUGUGUUGUUCUACGCGCCGUGGUGAGACACGAAAAUGAGGAGAAACAAAAGAAAAAGAUAUGUCACUCGUUCCCUUGUCGUGAACGGAAAUGAUGUCGCAACAGCGUUGAAUCGACGACCGCGAUCUUCUCCCGGCCGUCGAUUCAACGAACCGCCGUGGAUUGUGUUUAUCAAGAUCAUCUACUUCUCCCCCUUUAAUUUAACGUCAAAUAAUUUCUCCCUUCCGAGAAAGAGGCGCGACGAUGUGUGAAUAGAUCGAAAAGCCGGUGGAAGCAAAUUGUUCUCGCGCCGAUAUGAAAUCAGCACGUUUGCGAUGUGCACGAUUUAUUCGCGUUAUUUGCCGACUUGUUUCUCGAACGUGUUAGAGCGAUAUAGCGAAAAUAACGACAGCCCUGUGACACGCAGUGCGCUUUUACGGAACUUUUCGGAGCCGUACAUGAGAACGAUAUACGUAAAAGAAAGAACAGGAGAGCGUUUACGCGACGACUUAAGAUACUUCUGCCAUGAGCGAACGCACGCACGAUGAUGAUGGGAUCUGUAGGGAAGCGUGAAAGAGGGAAGAACGGAGAAGGUGUAUUAAAGCGAUCGAGAACGAGCCUUGUAUAAUGAGCGCUUCAUUUGGGAAAUGCGCGCUUUCGGAUCCACGCCUCCGCUUCUCCAUGCAAGUCGCGCGCGCGCGUCUGCUGCGAAGCUCGAAAGUGUUCUUUUUAUAUAAUGAGUUUCGUGGAUAUACCGUUAUAUAUAUAUAUAUAUAUAUAAAUAUAUAUAUACAUACUUAUAUACAUACAUAAUUGUAUCAAUCACGCACCCGAGACUAUUGUAUAUACGUAUUUUAUAAAAAAAAAUAUAUAUAUAUGUAUAAUAUAUAUAAUGUAUUUAUAUAUAUUAUACACAUAUAUAUGUAAACUCUCUCUCUCUCUCUCUCUCUCUCUCUCUCUCUCUCUCUCUCUCUUUACAGCGUGUUCUCUUUAUACGUAGUAGACAACACGCGAUUUUUCGAGUGUGUACCGGGUUUUCUCUCUUUUUUCCUUUCUUUAUUUUUAAAACACACGCUGGCUUUUCUCUACUUCCAUGGCGUAAACAGAGAGCAAUAAUUAAGAGUAACGAGCGCGGGCCUGAUCGAUAGUCUCACGAGCGGAUGUCCGGGUCCGACGAGCCACAGAUUUCGAUAAAUAUGUAUUUAAUAUCAGCGAUGCAUAUAUAUAUAUAUAUACAUAUAUGAAAAAGAGGAAAGUCGAGUUUUUACUUCUCCGAGAACUGAGCACUGAGGAUAAUACGCGUGUACCUUAUAUGCGCACACACAAAUACACGUACACAGAGACACGUAAAUGAAGUAUCUUUUCCUUGAAGGGCCCCGCGCGAAGCUCCGAGUUUGUCGAUAACGCGUUUUUAAUCGCCGUAAGCCAAUCAUUCUCUCCGUAAGUAGACGAGAUAUUUUUUGAGACUCGAAUGUAAUUGAAUAACGAUUUGUACCGCGAGUAAAGUAACCGGCGAGAUACCGCGAUGAAUAAACCAGUUUUGUAUGAUCAGGAGAAGAAGGAGAUCGUCGAUCCUCUGUGACCUCCGAAAUCUCUCUGUACCACUUUACAUCCUUCUCUCUAUUACUACUACUACUACUACUACUAUUUCUAUCACUACUACUACUAUUACUACAACUACUACAACAACAACAACUACUACUACUUCUACUACUACUUAGCUUUUGUAUGUAAGACUGUAUGAUUAUCCUACAAACGCUAUGAUAACAGAUUGUAACUAACAAUAAACAUUUCUUAUGACGA